This is a messenger RNA of Coffea eugenioides, 567 nucleotides long. RefSeq lists its product as uncharacterized. The record is from RefSeq and is a predicted model, not a curated record. The coding region runs from base 1 to 567 and encodes 188 amino acids. The transcript is spliced from 3 exons. NCBI's taxonomy places the organism in Eukaryota, Viridiplantae, Streptophyta, Magnoliopsida, Gentianales, Rubiaceae.
AUGUGGCAGCUCAAGAUGGAGGACAUUCUUGUUCAAGACGGAGUUGAUCUAGCGAUUCACGGAAUCGAGAACAAACCAGAAGAUGUCAAGGAUGCGGAUUUCGCCGAUAUGGAUAAGAAGGCCAGAUCCAGCAUAAUCUUAAACCUCUCCGAUGAGGGAUCUACUGUUACAGGUGCUGCUGCUGUUUCUACAUCAACUUUGUCUGACUCUGAUUUUACCAAAUUAUGGCACAUGAGAUUGGGGCACAUGAGCGAGAAAGGCUUAUCUAUUUUAUGCAAACGAGGUCUUCUUGGUAGUCAAAGUAUUGGAAAGAUGGGACUCUGUGAACAUUGCAUUUUUGGAAAGCAGAAGAGAGUUAGCUUCCAGUUGCCGGCAGUUCACAGGACAAAAGGAACUUUGGACUACAUUCAUUCAGACCUCUGGGGGCCUUCUCGUGCUUCUUCUAAAGGUGGUGCCAGGAGUCUUCCAGUCCUUGUACUACUGAUAGUACACAGAAGCAGGUGGAGCUUGAUAUUGGCAGUUCUGGUCCUUCUCAGACCAAAUCUUCUAUUCAACAAAUGCCAGUAG